AUGCCACCGCGAUUUUUCUCCGCCUUUCUUCUUGGCGGCGUGACGAGCCUUCUUGCGAGCGGCUCCGCGUGCGCCGCUGGGGUCUACGCGAGCCCGUACCCGCAGAAUGCACGGAACUCGGUGGUCUACCUUGACACAGCGUUGCAGGAGGGCUACUCCUGGUUCGGGUCGGACGCGACGAAGCCGAUAGGGCGCGUGGAGGUGGAACUCUUUGACGACACGGUGCCCAUCACCGCGCGCAACUUCCGUGAGCUUUGCCGCGGCUACGACAAGGCCACACCGGACGGGAAACCGCUGCACUACAAGGGCUCCGUCUUCCACCGCAUCAUUCCCGGAUUUAUGAUUCAGGGCGGCGACAUCACCAAGGGCAAUGGGACGGGCGGCUGCUCCAUCUACGGUGUUCGCUUCAAGGACGAGUCCUUCGACGCAAAGGCAGGGACUCACAAAGGGCCAGGCAUUUUGUCCAUGGCAAACGCCGGGCGCAACACAAACGGCUCGCAGUUCUUCAUUUGCACCGUUUCCUGUCCGUGGCUGGACGGCAAACACGUCGUCUUCGGGCAGGUGUUGCGCGGGUUUGACCACGUAAAGGCCGUAGAGGAGCUCGGAACACCACACGGCAAGCCAAGCAAGACUGUCAUUGUCUCUGACUGCGGGGUACUAAAGGAGGUAUCGUAG
Messenger RNA from Trypanosoma rangeli, 675 nucleotides. Its product is annotated as cyclophilin. The coding region runs from base 1 to 675 and encodes 224 amino acids. NCBI's taxonomy places the organism in Eukaryota, Euglenozoa, Kinetoplastea, Trypanosomatida, Trypanosomatidae. The record is from RefSeq and is a predicted model, not a curated record. Gene Ontology annotation, molecular function: peptidyl-prolyl cis-trans isomerase activity. Gene Ontology annotation, biological process: protein peptidyl-prolyl isomerization; protein folding. The transcript has a single exon.